UCAUUUAUCUUUUUAUUGCGUGACUGUGAAAGAGAUCUAUUGUAAACGAAAUGUGUCCACCGAGUGUGCUUUUCGAACGACAGGUAAUCAAGACAAGAAGUAAAUAUAUAUAUAGCCCGGUAAAAUGCCCCUGUUCUCAUUAUCUCUAAAUUUAAUUUUCAGUCAGUUCUUCUAAGGAGCUGCCAAUGAAUUACAAUUUUCCCGCGCAAUUUUACUGUCAGCGGUAAACUUGAUUUGGAUCAUGUGAUCAAUGCCCGCCAAAACAGAAUCGUUCUUCGAAGUUCGCUUCGAAGGAAACCUGCAAUUGGUGUACUCGUGUUUUAUGCUUUUAUUUUCAGUUUUUAUGACCUUUUAUGAAAGAAAUCCGUCUUUUCAUAUAUCCCAGUAUAAAUGAUGCCUGUUGUGCAACCUGAUGAAGAAGAGGCUAGUGGAAGCAGUGCAGCGCCUAGCCCCUCUGUGGGUACACCAUCUCCAACUAAGAGCAAGUCCGGCUCAUCACCAAGACGUAGUGGCAGAAAGGUAAAACAGCGGAUCUUAUAUGGUCACCAGCGUCUGCCUGGUGAAGUGCAAUUGACACCACAGCAGUCUCAAGUUAAGAAGACAAAGAGAACCCCAGAGAGUGGCUCAGAUGAUGAGGAAGAAGAAACAGGAGAAGCUGGAGAACAGUCCUCUGUAAAUAAAUCAAGUGAUGACAGCGACUUGGAAACUCCAGUUCAGGCUCCCACACCAGGAAGAGGAAGGAAAAGAGCUGCAGGAAUAUUUAAAGCCACUCCGGCAGCCAAAAAGGCUAAGUCUAAACAGCCUUCUGCUCGAAAGUCAUCUCAAAAGAGAUCAAGGAAGUCUAAAGAGGGUUCAGAUGCAGACGAGAGUCAAGGAACCUUGUUUGACAUUGUUAAAGCUGGAAGGGGAGCUCUCAGGGCUGUUGUUGAUGACUGGAUUGAGAGCUACAAUUCAGACAGAGAAAAUGCUAUGGUGGACCUCAUCCAGUUUUUUGUCCAGUGUUGUGGUUGCAAAGGAACUGUAACUCCUAAAAUGUUGGAGGAAGAAGAAAGUGUUAAUGCAAUCCGUCAACUCACAGAGCAAUUUGAUGAGGACAGCCAUGAAUAUCCUCUCAUUAUGACAGGUCAGCCGUACAAAAAGUUCAGGGUGAACUUCGUAGACUUUGUAGAUUCGCUGAUUCAGCAGUGUCAACACAGCAUAAUCUAUGACGAGUACAUGUUGGACACAUUGGUGUCCUGGUUGAUCAGAUUGUCUGACUCACAAGUCCGUGCCUUCAGACACACAAGCACACUAGCUGGAAUGAAACUUGUGUCAGCUUUGAUUCGUGUGGCAAAGACUGUUCAGGUAGAAUUGGAUCAUACCCAGCGCCAGUUAGACAGUGAAAGCAGUAAAGUUAGCUCAAAGAAGGCCAUGGAAAAAAUUGAGAUGCUAAACAACAGGAGGCAAGAGCUCAGACAGAAUAUCAGUGACUUGGAAGACAUGAUGAACUUUGUACACCAAGGGAUGUUCAUUCACAGAUACAGAGAUUCCAGGCAUGAAAUCAGAGCCCUUUGCAUUGCAGAAAUGGGUGAAUGGAUGAAAGAGUACAGCACAUACUUUCUGAGUGAUAAGUUUUUGAAGUACACUGUUUGGAGUUUACAUGAUAAGAUUGGAGAGGUGCGACAGAAAGCAAUCCUGUCUUUAAGAGGCCUCUAUGAGGUUGAAGAGUUUCUGUCGCAGCUGGAGCCUUUGACUGAGAGAUUUAAGGAGCGACUUGUAGCCAUGACUCUGGACAAAGAGAAUGAAGUGGCAGUUGAAGCAGUAAAGCUGGUUACGUUACUUCUCCAGAAUGACCGGCUGGAUGAAGAGGAAUGUCAGCAGGUUGAGUUUCUUGUGUUUUGUACAAGUCGCAAUGUUGCCAAAGCUGCUGGAGAGUUCCUGAAGGAGAGACUUGUUAUGGCUGCAGAUGAAGAAAUAAAAAAGGCUAGCAAAUCUAAAAGAGGGAAGAAAGCUGACCAAGAAUUAAAAUCUGUCCAGUUAAAGAAACUGAUUGAGUUUUUUCUUGUUAGUGAGGUCCAUAACCAUGCCGCAUAUCUUGUUGACAGUUUAUGGGAAUCCAUGGACCUACUAAAGGAUUGGAAGCUGAUGACUGAUAUUCUUUUGGAUAAAGGUGACAAACAGGGUUUGAAUGACAGUGAAGAAAUGUCACUGAUUGACAUAAUGGUUUGUGCCAGUAAACAAGCAUCAACUCGGCAGGGUCCCCCUGGGAGAACAGCAAGGAAAGGAAAGGAAAACAAGUCUUCUGUGAAUGACAAGAAAGAGCUCAGUGCACAUUUCAUGCAGACACUUCCAAGCUUGUUGAAUAAGUUUGGAACUGAUGUCGAAAAUGUUAUAAACCUUGUUUCACUCCCUCAGUACUUUGAUCUGGAAGAGUAUGGACAGAGGAGAUUGGGAAAGUAUCUGGAUGAACUUUUGACGCAGCUGAGUGACAUUGUUGAGAAGCACUCUGAUGUCAAUGUUUUAGAUGAAUGUGGCAAAAGUUUUAGGACACUUACAGACAAUGAUUACACCUUGGCUUCCACAGCUGAUGUGUCCAAAAACAAACUCAUUGAUUCAUUUGUGGCAAAAUUCAAGGAAAAUGUGAAGAGUGGUUUGGAAGCAGAUGAAGGGGAUGAAGAUGAUCAAGAAAGAUUUGCUCUUCAUGUCAAUCUUGCCAGAAUAACAUCUUUCUUCAAAUCACACAAUCUCAACAAAUGGGAUCUUUAUGAUGAUCUGUACUACAUCAUUGACUAUGCCAGAAACAACACUGUACCAGAUGAGCUCAUACGCUUAUGUCCCUGUAGCAUUAGGAUUAGGAUACUGGCACCAAAAAAAAAAUUAGUUGUAUUUUUCAACUGGUUGUGCAGAAACAUAUUUUGUCUUUUUCAUGUUGUAGCACCUACUCUUGCUCCUUUGGUGUACGAAGCUGAUCACAGUACUCAAGUACGACUGCGAGACUAUGUUGUCAGCCAUGUGUUUACAGACUUGGAGGAAGAUGAACCAGAGGAAGAAGAUGAGGAUCAGACAGACACCAGUGCUUUGGAGUUGAGUAAAAAGAGGACUGCAUUGGCUGGAUUCUGUAAACUCAUUGCCUAUAAUGUGAUUGACUUGAAACUGGUUUCUCCUGUUUUUGCGUUCCUUAUUAAGGCAUACAGUAACUAUGGUGAUAUCAUCCGUCAUACCAUGGCCAAAUGCCGUGAGAUCAGUAACACAGCAUUUGCCAAAGCUUUGCUUCUGAGUCUUCAGCAAGAAUUUGAAAAACUAUUGGACGAUAAUAAUGGAAAUGCUGAUACCAGCUCCAAGGACUAUACAGCUAUCAAGGAACUUGCUCAUAGGUUUGCACUCUCGUUUGGCGUAGACACGAUGAAGCCUCAAGCUCGUGAAUGUGUUGUAACUUUGCACAGGGAAGGAAUCUUGUACAGCUUAAGGAGUGAAGACACUUAUGCUCAAAAGGAGAUAGAGGAGCCACCAACCAAUCUGCAGUUCUUGGAUGUACUGAAUGAAUUUACAUUCAGGCUGAUUGCUCAGGACAAAUCCGGCAAGACUGGAGUUUUGGCAUUUCUUGAUGAGCAUGCAAAAGAAAUGUUGAAUAAGAAGGGAGGCCAGUGGAGUCCGCUGAUAACGUACAGAAAUGGGUUAGCUGGGCAAGAUGAAGAAGAGGAAGGACAGCCGAAACGGAGUCGGGCAAAGAGAAGACUGCCCAUAGAAGGAGACGAGAGUAAAGAGGGAGAGUGGCUAUCAAAGCAAACUCGAGUGGCGGAGGUAAAGAAGAAAAAGCCACAGAAGCCAAGGGGGCCUCGCGGACGGCCUCCAAAAUCAACUGCAUCAACAGCUCAACAGACAGAGGCCCCCUCGGCAAUACCUGCUAAACCUGUAAAACCUACCGUUGAGAAGGAGGCGAGUGAUGAUGAUGACGAUGAUGCCAUUUCUUCAGGAUCAGGAGAAUGGACUCAAGAGGAGCAGACGCCGCUGUCCUCUGUACAGAAGAAGAAACCAGCAGACGCCAAGGCUGAAGAAGAAGGAAGGGUGACUCCCACUGCGAAACAGGAACAACAAGAAAGAAAGCACGAUGAACUGUCCCAGUCCGACGAAGAAAGAGAUGAGGAACAUGAGGACGGUGGAGAAGGAAGGGUGUCUCCUUCUGAGAGAAGAGAACAACAGAAGAGAAAGAGGGACGAAUCGUCCCAGUCUGACGAAGAAGGAGACGAGGAACAUGAGGACGGUGGAGAAGGAAGGGUGUCUCCUUCUGAGAGAAGAGAACAACAGAAGAGAAAGAGGGACGAAUCGUCCCAGUCUGACGAAGAAGGAGACGAGGAACAUGAGGACGGUGGAGAAGGAAGGAUGUCUCCUUCUGAGAGAAGAGAACAACAGAAGAGAAAGCGGGACGAAUCAUCCCAGUCUGACGAAGGAGACGAGGAACAUGAGGAUGGUGGAGAAGGAAGGGUGUCUCCGUCUGAGAUAAGAGGACAACAGAAGAGAAAGCGGGACGAAUCGUCCCAGUCUGACGAAGAAGGAGACGAGGAACAUGAGGAUGGUGGAGAAGGAAGGGUGUCUCCGUCUGAGAUAAGAGGACAACAGAAGAGAAAGCGGGACGAAUCCUCCCAGUCUGACGAAGGAGAUGAAGAAGAUGAUGAUGGUGGAGAAGGAAGGGUGUCUCCGUCUGAGAGAAGAGAACAACAGAAGAGAAAGCGCGAAGAAUCGUCCCAGUCUGAUGAAGAAGGAGACGAAGAAGGUGACGACGAGGAUCAGGAUUUUGAAAGUCUCCCAGCAUCGUCACAAAGAUCUUGGUUAUCAAGUCAAAAAGCGCGCCAGGACAGCAAAAAGGUUCGGAUAAGUUACAGUAAAAAGGAUACUUCGGGCAUCGGACGUGCAAGUCUUGAAGAUAUCGAUGACGAAGAAGACAUUGAAGAAUAUGAAAGUGAAGACAACACAGACAUCGAAAAGAAGCAGACUGCAAUUCGAGUGAGACGAGAGAGAAAAGAGCUUCCUGAAGCAUUCUUUGGCGACUCACAAGAAGAAAAAGACACGGUAAGAACUGAAGCCUUUACUAGUCAAUUUACCUGUGUCUUUGGUCGCAUGAUUGCUGAGUCACGCAAGUGACGGAAGAUGAAGGGUUGGAGGGAACGUUAAGAGUAUUGUACAGCUUACGGUACCAAAAUUGGAGUACAAACCCCUUGUAAGACCCGUGCUGGGAAAUGUUAGCCCGAGAUGGUAGCACGGUCCGAACGCAGCGAGGUCCGUACAAAAGCGACCUCUGGCCAUUAUUUACCAGUACGGCUCCAGCAAGCUAGUUAGUUAAUAGGUUAUUAUAUGACACUCCAUGGAAGUUGAAAAAUUAAAUUUGCCGGCUUCCAAAAACAAAAAAUACACAGGUUAUGAUUGUUUCCAUGGAAAUGGUCCGUAUCGCAAAAUCCCGACCAAGAAGAACCAUUCCGCAGGACGCUGGGAUUAAGAGUGUUUUUAGG
Messenger RNA from Orbicella faveolata, 5483 nucleotides. RefSeq names its product cohesin subunit SA-2-like. Gene Ontology annotation, cellular component: cohesin complex; chromatin; nucleus. NCBI's taxonomy places the organism in Eukaryota, Metazoa, Cnidaria, Anthozoa, Scleractinia, Merulinidae. The record is from RefSeq and is a predicted model, not a curated record. Gene Ontology annotation, molecular function: chromatin binding. Gene Ontology annotation, biological process: sister chromatid cohesion.